Molecule: messenger RNA, 1710 nt
Organism: Candidozyma auris
Lineage: Eukaryota; Fungi; Ascomycota; Pichiomycetes; Serinales; Metschnikowiaceae
Exons: 1
Coding region: 1-1710 (569 amino acids)
Molecular function (GO): protein binding
Source: RefSeq, a predicted model, not a curated record
AUGCUUCAGCUCCCCUCGGAUGUGAUCGUCCGCAUUGCCUCAUAUCUACCCCAGGAAGAUAAGCUUAAUCUCGCUAAGACAUGUCUGGAGUUGUACAACACGCUACAUCCGCUCAUGUACGAGGUCAUAGUGCUUGACUCGUCCCGAGUGCACUUAAACGAGCUCCAGGCGUUUGUCAAUCGCCACAAAUGGUUCGAAGAAUACGGUUUUGACUGCUACCCUACGGUGGUGAGGUCUCUCUAUGCGCUAACGAGGCUCUUGAAGAACCUCUCGAAGAAUGUGCAUUUGUGCAAAUAUAUUAAGUACCUAGUGGCUCUGGAAAACAUUCCUGAUAUGCCCCACGUGGAGUUGGUCGGGUUUCUCUCGGGAAUAAUCCCCAAGUUGACCAACUUGUCUUCUUUCCAAUGGUACUCAGUCCAUCAGCCCUUGGACGCCCAUUUGAUGUCUCAGUUGCCUUCAAGAGUCCAGCAGGUGAGAGGUAAUCUCCAGUUUUCCCUGGCGUUUUCCACAUUCAGCUUGCCUGAAAGCGUGGAGAUUUUGGACAUCUCCAACUUUGGCUGCGAAAAGAACUUGUACAACCUCGUGGGCUUCCCCGAGCAGUUGUCGUCGCUUACGGUGCUGAAGCUGGUUUCUCCAAGCAGCCGUAUGUUCACCACAACGCUUUCACCCUGCUGUUCAGCCGUGCUUUCAAAUACCCAGGAGCUGAUCUACUUGGACGCCCCCACAUACAUUUCGUCGUUGUUCAACUCGCUAUCGUUGGACUCACCAAUCAAAUUGAUAUCUCUUAAGCUUAGGGAUAUUUCUGUGUCUGUGUGUGACGCACACAUCUUGAAGAACUACGUGGAUUUGGCCUGCCUCACGAGCUUGGCUUUGGAGGAUUGCACGGAGAUCUUGUUUGACCAUGUCUUGCCCCAUAAUUACAUCUCCUCCACUUCCUCGGCGUACAUUCGGCGCAACGCUCCGGCAGAGCUUUUCUUGGACCUUUUGGUUCCCGAGCUCACUUCUUUGAGGCUGCUUCACAUCAGCAUGACCAAUGAGCUAUACUACAACAACUGCAUCAUCUCAUCCAUUGCUGCUCUUAAGGGAUUGGAGAAAAUAAGCGUCCAUUUGAAGUACCUUUAUCGUGGCAGUGAACCGAUUGACUUGGACCCAUUGGUUGAGGCUCUCGAGAAGCACGCCCCAACUUUGAGGUAUCUCGAUGUGUGCUUCAACACUAUAGACAACAACGUCUCUCCAGGCCAGAAGAAAAAACAAUGCUCUCUUUCGACGGAAUCGCUUGCCAGGCUUUCCAAUCUCACUCAGCUUGAGUACUUGAAGAUUCCUGUUUUCAGAAACCAAAUGGAUACACUCCAUGAAAGCCUUCAGCAUAUACCAAAAUUAAAAGUUGCCCAAGUGGGUGUAACAGACCUGGGAUCGAACACUACUAGCAAUGGCGACACCUUAAUCUAUGCUCUUUACAACACCAAUUGCCUCAUUUCCCAGGACUAUUUCACUUCGCCAAACUCCUUCACGAGCCUGAUUCACGACGAGAAAAAGCACGAAUACCUCACCUUGAGUGAGAAGUUCAAAGAUAGUAUCAGUCUGUUAAGGUACAUGAGAUACGAUCUUAAGAACCAGUCGCUCGUCUACGACUGCCAUGGAGCAGUUACUGAAGCUGAGGAUGGCGCGGUAGAGAAUUUCGACACACUUGUGUCGUCUGUCAUGAUCUGA